Messenger RNA from Coccinella septempunctata (seven-spotted ladybird), 1909 nucleotides. RefSeq names its product peptide-N(4)-(N-acetyl-beta-glucosaminyl)asparagine amidase. The transcript has 10 exons. Gene Ontology annotation, biological process: protein deglycosylation; glycoprotein catabolic process; protein quality control for misfolded or incompletely synthesized proteins. Gene Ontology annotation, cellular component: cytosol; cytoplasm; nucleus. The record is from RefSeq and is a predicted model, not a curated record. Bases 234 to 1793 code for a protein of 519 amino acids. Gene Ontology annotation, molecular function: peptide-N4-(N-acetyl-beta-glucosaminyl)asparagine amidase activity. NCBI's taxonomy places the organism in Eukaryota, Metazoa, Arthropoda, Insecta, Coleoptera, Coccinellidae.
UUGAUACUAUUCUGUGGGGCUGUCAAGUUGACAUAUCCUUCAAAAUCAUAACCUAAGAUCUAAGAUUUUUUUUCACUUCAAAAUAUAAACAUAUUGAGGAACAACGUUUAAUAUUCCUUCCUCUCCUCAUAAACUGAUCCUUGGUGGACAACAAGUGGACUGCUGAACUAAAACGGAGAUUUAAAUCUUCAUCAAGGAUUACUCGUUGAAUAAACUAAUUGAGUAAAACAGUCAUGAGUCAUUUAGGAGAUCGUUUUUUGCCUCAACCUGUGUGUUUGGAACCAGUAGUACAUAAGCUUUUCCAGAAAUUUUCGAAUCCUUUUUUGCGGAAAAUAGAGGACCAAUUCCAUCACGCAUUGGCUUACGAACAUAAGGAUACUCUUGAAAAUGCGAGGAAAAUUAUUCCUUCAACGACUUUGGUUCAAAGGAUGUUGAAAAAAUAUAGGAAUAUGCAAAUGGCUGCCAAAAAAGAGCGAAAAAUUUGCAGUGUUGAUACUGAUGAUUUGAUUCUUGUCGAAUUACUCAAUUGGUUUAAGGAAGAAUUUUUCGAAUGGGUAGAUUCUCCCGACUGUGAUUAUUGUAGAAAUAAAACAGUUUUUUCCCAUGUUAAAAAUAAUCCCAGUGAGAGGUAUGCUAAGAGAGUAGAGAUUUUCAAGUGUGAUGUAUGUAAAAGAGAAACGCCAUUUCCACGAUACAAUGACGUGAAUAUUCUACUCGAAACUAGAAAAGGCAGAUGUGGAGAGUGGGCAAACGCCUUCACACUGUUGUGUCGUGCUUUAGAUUUUGAUGCUCGAUUGGUAGUCGAUGAAACGGAUCACGUGUGGACGGAAGUUUAUUCCCGUCACCAGAAGAGAUGGUUACAUUGCGACCCAUGUGAAAAUGUAUGCGAUAGUCCUUUGAUGUACGAGCACGGUUGGAAAAAAAGAUUGUCCUAUGUGAUUGCUUAUUCCCCUCUCGAAGUUCAGGAUGUUACGUGGAGGUACACUAGCAACUAUAGAGAGGUUUUGAAGAGAAGAACCAGUUGUGCUGAAUGGGAGUUGAUAAGAGCAAUUGUUGAACUCAGGAAUGAAAGGCUAUCGAAAUGUAGUAAAGCCAAACGUGAAUUUGUCCAAAGAAGGAUCCUCAUGGAACUGGCGGAUUUCCUCACUGAAAGACAACCCGGAGAUGAAAUGUAUGGCGGUAGAACAUCUGGCUCUUUGGAUUGGCGAAAAGCACGGGGUGAUAUAUCUGACUCAGACUGGCCAAAAAGUUCCUUCUGUUUCAAGUUAACAUUCCCACAAUUGUCCAAAAUGGAAUAUUCAAUGAAAUAUACAUGUUCCUCUGACAGAUACGUGUAUGGAAGUGAUCUCAAGCUCAGUCAAUGGGACCAAGCAACAUAUAGUCAAGUCGACAUGAUGAGGAAGGAGGAAAAAGAUUGGAAUAAGGUUUAUCUGUGUAGAAAAGAGGGAACUGAACGAGGAUCAAUUGUUUGGAUGUUUCGGCUUCUGGAUACCACUAUCAAAAUAAACUCGGUGUACAUAAAAUUUCAAAGGCAGACCUUUGAAAAUGGUAAUGUGGCAGUUCGAAUAGCCAGCAAUUCUUCAGACAAUCAAGAAAAAGUUGGGAUUGAUUUUGGCCCAGGCAAUGAAAUGAGAUCGCUGAUGUUUCAAGGAUGUGACAAUAUACGUAUAGAAGCCACUCUUUCAGGCGGAAAAGGUUCGACAGCUUGGCAACAUGCGCAACUGUUCAGGCAGGAUUGGAAAACCGAUACAGUUCAAUAUCCAUUUGAAGUAUUUCUUACUUUUGUGAACUAAGCAAUAGCAAUUAAUAUAAUUUAACAUAAAUACAUAAUUUUAAAUGAUUAUAUUCUAGGAUAUUUUGUUAUAAUUCACUUAGACAUGUAGGUAUGGAAUAAAAAAAGGAAUAUUUA